UUCUGGGGGAAUCCUCGGAGGAGUUUCUGGAGGAAUCCUCGGAGGAGUUUCUGGAGGAAUUCCCGGAAGAAUUCGUGGUGGAAUUUGUGGAGGAAUUCCCGGAGGAAUUACUGGAGAAAUUCCCGGCGGAUUCCCUGAAGGAAUCCUCGGAGGAGUUUCUGGAGGAAUCCCCGGAGGAAUUCCCGUAGAUAUUUUUGGAGGAACCAGUGAUCUACACAGCUCCCGAAUUAUUAUUCACCGAAAUCCCCUCGACGUGCAGAGCGAGAUUUUCCGUUUCUCGCUCACGUCCCGGGAGACAUUCCACAGAAGUGACACUCAUUUCUUCCGGCUUGUCCUCCGGGGACUCUUUCGGUAACUGCAAGUGUUUACAAAAUUUGUUGCUUACCACUGGUGUGUUUUGUUCGAAACAAACAAAUAAAAACAACACAACACUUUUAACAUAUAUGAAAUAGCAAUCGUUUCCUGCGCAACUAUCGGGCGCCUAAAUUUGUGCGCUCGAUGUUUCCCGAAAGCCUCGCUGCUAUUUUACUAGCCCGGUUAGUAGCCCCCGAUAAGGUAUAGCGCUAUGAUACUGCGCUAUGUAAUUUAGUUUAGUCGCGCACCGGUAAAGGUGCUCUAACAGUACAAUAACGACGCCGGCCACGUCCUUGCAGUCAGGUUGGAAGAGUGAAGGAAUGUUAAUAGCAACCUUUGUUAUGUGAAAGUUGGCGUUUACCGCACGUCUCCACCAAAGGCUGCAGGAAGGAGUGAUUGUUAGUAGGGCAGGUAUCGUUGGGUCAGGAUUCACUUCGAUAAGUAAUAUGACCUUUUGGAGUUGCAGUAUGCCGUGCAAACUGCAGUGAUGUUGUUCGCUUCACGCGGAAAGCAAACAACCAACCACCCUCGUCAGGUGAUUGCUCAAUAUACAACAAACGAAGCAACAAUAUACUACAAACGAAGCAACAAAGUGCUAUUGUUCGCAUCACGCGGAAAGCAAACAAUCGACCACCCGCGUCAGGUGAUCGUUUAAUAUUUACUAUUAAAGACGCGACAACACAUACAAACUUAAGCGCUAUUGCUCACUCCGCGCGGAAAGUAAACAAUCAGCCACCCGCGUCAGGUGGACACUCAAGAUUUACAACAAAAGACGUGUCAAAACAUGCAAUCUGAUGCGCUAUUGCUCGCUUCACGCGGAAAGCAAACAAUUGACCACCCACGUAAGGUGAUCGCUCAUUAUUUAUUCAUAAAAAUACUUGUAACCCUCAUUAAAUACUUUCUCUCCGUGUCACUUGUUAGUCACAAACGGAUGAAAGUUUCUAUUACUUUCAAACGCUCAGAGCGCCACCUCGACGUGAAGCGAGAUACUGCGUUGCACGCGUAUAACUUUUGAGUUCCACCAAGCGAUCUCAUUUAACCAUGCCCACGUAGAAGUACCGAAAUAUUGGGGGAAAAGAUAGGCACAAAAAAAAACCAGCUCAAAAACAGCCCACAUUUGAUAAGCCUGUGGGAGCGAGAAAGCCUCAAACUAAGCGCGCAGGAAAAAUGAGAAGACAUUUAUCUCCACCAGCAUCCAAUACUUUGUAUUGUUUGAUGCGAUCAAAAGAAAAGGGAUCGCGUGAUCAUCUCCGGGGUUUGUGAAUUUAAUUGGGUGGAAAUUGUCAACUGGAGCUGACCUAUCUCUGCUCUGUUGUUUAGCCCAGGACAAGUGAAGACUCUAGUAACGCUAGAAAUAGUUGUGAAACCCAAAAGAGAUUGUUAACUUUGGUGUUAAACAGAAGAAGUAAGUCAGUUGAGUCUUAAAUAAUUUUCCUUUUAAAAAUAAUUAAAAGUAUUUGUCAGGCUUAAGUGGAUCACGUGGUUUUGAUCAACCCGAGUGAGGAGAAAUUGCUCUGCUUGUGAUUAAUUCUCCAGGUAGAAAACCCCACUGCGCAACGUGGGUGUUAGUUGGGAGUCGCCAUCUUGGUCCAAACCUACGGCACAGUGCGGUGCCGCUUUGGGUUGGUGAAUUUUCCAUCCGUCUGCUGUGAGACCGGUCCAAAUUAACGCCGUGAGACGGUUAUCGUUUGUGCUUAACGAAGCUCGACCGCCCACCAACCCACCACCCAAGAAAAACUCGCCCAAGAACAUCGCCGGCAACUUCAACGCCACCACGUGGCCGGAUUGGCAAACCGACGAAGCUACGAAGUGGAACGGUUCAGUAACGGUUGCCCUCGUGACACGAACCUCGCGCCAACAUCGUUAGGCCGUCACGCCGAAGCAGAAUAACCACGGCCCUGUGAGAAAUUGCGCCGCGUUGCUGACGGUCACCGAGGACUGGAUGCGCACACGUGCUCACUGCUGGGCCAAUCGAGGAUAUUGGAAGGACGAAGUGCCUAUACCGGUAACGCCGGACCGAAAACGAUUGAUUCCGCUCCCCCCCAACACGUGCCCCCCUACGGAAAGAAUAACAGGUCAGAUUAGAAUUAAGAGAAAACUGUACCUAGAAGGAAGAAGUGACGUCACUGAUAGGCAGGGAACUACUCGAAUUUCUUGAAUACAAGCUAGCUCGACUUUGUUGCCAGAAUUUCGUCUCCGUCUAUCAGAGGUUCCCAAGUGAAAGUUGACGUUUCCAUCUGGGUGUACCGGGUUGUUUUAACUGAUUGAUUACACCGCUGCGGGUGACUAGAUCUCCUCUCAUUAUUUUAAAAAUCGGAUUAGGGACCCAAUUUUUUUGGUCUUCUGGGUGGGAAUGCUAAAUGGAUUCGGGUGUUUGAGCCUUAUCAGCCCGCCUUGAAAAGAGUCUCUAGCCGAGUACUUUAAAUUGCAACAGCAGCCUCUCUUUACGAGAGUGGCGCUUAAGCUGCUGAUUGUUGGAAGCUUAACAUUCGUUACAUUUUGGCGCCCAACGUGGGGCCUGAAAGUUAGGGUUUGAAUUUUGAAUAAUAAGUUAGUUCUAAACUUGGUUUAGAAGUGUAACCAUUGGAUUUUUUUUUUCUCUUUGUACAUACAUUUUGUUCUGCGUCUAGAUUUAAAAAAUUCUAUUAGUAGUAUUGGUUUAGGUUAAGAAUUGAAUUGGAUUGGAUUGGUUUUGAUAAGUUUUUCUUUAGGUUUUUGACAUUUCUUUUUUUUUCGGUUUCUAGGGCUCUUUACAUUAGGCUAAGGAUUAUUUACUGAAUUUAAGUGUUGCAAUUAAACGAAAGUUAAAUUUAAUUGAAUACAAUGGAAAUUUACCGGAUUUAUGCGAAAGAUUUAGAGGACGAGGAAGUAGACUAUGAACUUGCAAUUCAUGGCUGCCCCACCGGGGGUCCUUUGGACGCCAGAUAUCGAUCUUUACGGUUGGCUUUGCGCCAACCAGAAGAUGAAAAUGUUCAACUUGAAUCGUCGUUCACUUUAGAAAACGAUCUUGAUAUCGUUCCUCAAAAACUAAGAGACAUUGAAAAACGGUUGGAGACCGAUGACCUCAAGUGUUUCUCUAGACUGGUGCACUAUCACAAGCGGAUUCGGCGUUACCUGCCGGAAACCGAUGAACAAAGACGUGUUCAGGAAACCUUGCUGGACGCUAUUGUUAGGAUGGUUUUGAAAUAUUACAACAUUGACAUUAAAACAGCUGCUGAACAGAUUCCCGUAAUGCGUAUACGGAAAGCCCUUCCAAAGACCAUUGCUGUCUCUACUAACCCGGAAAGUUGUCAAGGUUGGAGAGACGAAGCAGCUGGUGGAGGUACAAGUUCGAACCAUCACGUUGAUCAGGAUUUGAUUAGUUUUGUGGAGGGUAUGAAAUCCCUUCCCGGAUCUCAAGGUACCCCAAAAGGAUCAAUCGAAAAUGGACCUAAAGGAGGAGUGAUUCCGAAGCGCAUUGAGUCAAGGAGGUUUAAUGCCUCGCACGAACUAGCUCAGCGUCCACUUCUCUCGCAAGGACUAGAAAGACAAACCUGGUCUGGACCCUUGACGGAAGUCAUAGGCAACGGACCAGCGAUUCCAUUCCCUAACGGAGGUGAAAAGCCAGCCGCCAUUAACGAGUCACCAAAACAGAAGCUACUUCCCCCUCUCAAGGUAUAUGAUCAAAGGGAAACGCCAGCGUUUCCAAGCAUGGUUCCAAAUGACCUGGCAGGUCAAACCCAUCCUAAAGUUUCAAAAAUGAAAUCAGAAGGCUGGGGUUUGCUGAAUACCUUCCCGGAAAAUAGGAAUGUAGGCGCCGCACCGGCGAAUUUGGAUGAAUAUGUUCAUGUAUCAGAAAUUGAGCGAUACGUCAAAGCGUAUGUCGGUGAAAUUCUCGCUCGCGAAAAAAGGAGCACUGCACCAAUUGGUCCUGAUGUGGCCGAACAGUUCGUCAAUCUUGGGCUACGGGACUCCGGAGUAGCUCAUACUGUAGGCCGUAUGCCAGAGGAACCUAGUCGGCCGGCGAACGUUAAUCCACAACAUACAUCGUUACCUAGAAGAAUGCAUUCCGUUAAUGUUUUAGAAGAUGAGGAUCGAGACUGGGUUCAGAAUCUGCGAGCAGUAAGUGACAAUACAAGAAAUGGACGACCCAGCGAAGCUCAAGCAAACUUAGACAGGGGAAAUGGUGGGCACCUCUUCUCGCCUACAGUUGAUUUUGGGGGAGCCUCGAACUAUUCUUAUCGUCGUCGGUUACCCCACCAAACCUGUAAUAUAAUAGAGAAAUGGCCAAAAUUCUCAGGCGAUUCUAAUCCAGUCCCGGUCAUUGACUUUCUCCGGCAGAUAGAAAUCUUGAGUCGAUCCUAUCAGGUUACGUCGGAUGAACUUCGCAUGCAUGCUCACUUACUAUUCAAAGAUGAUGCAUAUGUUUGGUUCACUGCAUAUGAGAGUCAGUUAACGACCUGGGACGCUCUUUUGUCGUACUUGAAAAUGAGGUACGAUAACCCGAAUCGGGAUAAAUUUAUUCGGGAAGAAAUGCGCAAUAGAAAGCAAAAACCCAACGAACUGUUCAGUGCAUAUUUAACCGAUUUGGAGGCUAUGGCUCAAAGGAUGACCCGUAAAAUGAAUCCACAAGAAAAGUUUGACCUGAUCAUCGAAAAUAUGAAACUUUCAUACCGACGACGGUUAGCUUUAGAGCCCGUUAACUCGAUUGAACAUCUCGCUCAAUUAUGUUAUCGUUUCGAUGCUCUGGAGGCUAAUUUAUAUGCCCCACGAGCGAAACCAGUAGGGUUGAAUGCAAUUUUACACGAGGAUGAUUCCGAUAAGGACUCGGAAGAAGCCGAGGAGGCUUGUUUAUUAGCCCUCCAGGCAAAGAAUUUGAAGAAAGGUUUUUCGAAGCCCGAAUCAAGUAGGUUGAAAAGUAUCCAAAACGAAGACACAUUGUUGUGCUGGAAUUGUCGAAAAACUGGGCACAUGUGGAGAGAGUGUAGUUGGAAGAAGGGUAUUUUCUGCCAUAUUUGCGGUUGUCCGGACACCGUUGCUUCGAAAUGUCCAGAGAACCAUCAUCUGAAAUCUCGUGACAGCUCUCAGUCGGAACCAAAAAACGAAUAAAAUCAGGAGUCCACGGGGACAGACCUCCUGAAAAGGAAACGGAAGAAGUUCCCAUUCAAACAUAUCAAUAUCUAGGCCAAACCUAUAACAUUAAUACUUGUUUCCGACGUUGUCCGCAUUUAAGUGUCAAAAUUUUGGAAAAGGAAAUUGAAGGGUUAGCGGAUACGGGAGCCGGGAUUACGAUCAUCAACUCGCGAGAUCUCGUUGAAAAAUUAGGAUUAAAAAUACAGAAGUGUAGUAUUCGGAUAAAAACUGCCGAUAAUACCGAGUAUACUUGUCUGGGGUAUGCCAAUAUCCCAUACACCUACGGUAAUCAGACCUGCAUCGUACCUACUGUUAUUGUACCCGAAGUGACAAAGCCCUUAAUAUUGGGAGUUGACUUCUUAGAUAGGUUCAAUUUUCAAUUAAUGAUACCUGAAAACCCGACAACCCUUAACUCCAUGCAGUUGCUUUCCGUUUCUGCCGAAGAAACGAAUAGUCCUUUAUUAUGGGCCGAUAACUUUUUCUCUGAAGAAGAAGAUGCAGUCUGUUUUAAGAUUGAGCCCAUAGCCCAAGAACAUUUCCCAGAACCUGUUGACUUCGAUGAAAGUCUGGAAAUACCGACAAUUGAGAUACCGGCAACAUCGCUUCAAAGUCCAAUUGACAUUGAUACUGAACACGAUCUGACCGCUCAACAAAAGCAAGAACUGUUUGAAGCCGUUCGUGAGCUACCAGCUACAAAUGAAGGUCGCUUAGGACGGACAAGAGUACUAGAGCAUUCAAUCGACCUCAUUCCAGGGUCUCAACCUCGUAGAAUGCCCAUGUACCGUUGGUCACCAACAGUAGAACGGGUAAUUGAUGAAGAAGUAGAGAGGAUGCGCAAACUAGGGGUGAUUGAAGAAUGCUCUGGACCAGUGGAAUUUUUAAAUCCACUAUUACCAAUAAAAAAAUCGAAUGGGAAAUGGGGAAUUUGUUUAGACUCUCGCCGGCUGAACUCUUGUACCAAAAGAGACGAUUUUCCCUUCCCGAAUAUGGUUGGAAUACUCCAGAGGAUUCGAAAGUCACGGUACUUUUCUGUGAUAGACCUCUCGGAAUCAUACUACCAAGUUAGUCUCACGGAAACGGCCAAGGACAAAACGGCAUUCCGAACUAAUAAGGGUUUGUUCAGGUUUGUUGUAAUGCCCUUUGGGCUUACAAAUGCACCGGCAACGAUGGCUAGGUUAAUGACCAAGGUUCUGGGACACGAUUUAGAACCAUUUGUAUACGUGUACUUAGAUGAUAUCAUCAUUACUUCGUUAUCGUUUGAACAUCAUUGUCAAUUAAUUAAAAUCGUUGCGAGUCGGUUACAAAAUGCAGGGCUUACGAUCAAUCUCCAGAAGUCCAAGUUCUGUCAAAGAAAAAUCCAAUAUCUCGGCUAUGUUCUCUCCGACGAGGGUCUAUCUAUGGAUGUUUCUAAAAUCCAACCGAUAUUAGAUUACGCACAACCAUGUUCUGUAAAGGAUGUGCGACGCCUCCUUGGAUUGGGAGCUUUUUAUCAGAAAUUCAUAAGGAAUUAUUCUGAAAUUGCGGCCCCCAUUUCAGAUUUGCUAAAGGGGAAGCGAAAAAAGUUUGUCUGGACCCCAGAAGCAAAUCAAGCCUUUGAAAGACUUAAAAAUGCUCUCAUUUCCGCUCCUGUUCUGGCUAAUGCAGAUUUUGAAUUGAUGUUUAUCAUCGAAACCGAUUCCUCCGACUCGGCCAUAGGUGCCGUUUUAACUCAGGAAUUGGCCGGUGAACGACGCCCUAUCG
Messenger RNA from Aedes albopictus (Asian tiger mosquito), 7206 nucleotides. RefSeq lists its product as uncharacterized. Bases 3178 to 5442 code for a protein of 754 amino acids. NCBI's taxonomy places the organism in Eukaryota, Metazoa, Arthropoda, Insecta, Diptera, Culicidae. Gene Ontology annotation, molecular function: zinc ion binding; nucleic acid binding. The transcript has 2 exons. The record is from RefSeq and is a predicted model, not a curated record.